Messenger RNA from Phalaenopsis equestris, 1373 nucleotides. RefSeq lists its product as uncharacterized. The record is from RefSeq and is a predicted model, not a curated record. The coding region runs from base 407 to 1159 and encodes 250 amino acids. Gene Ontology annotation, cellular component: plasma membrane. The transcript has 2 exons. Lineage: Eukaryota; Viridiplantae; Streptophyta; Magnoliopsida; Asparagales; Orchidaceae.
UCACCAAUACCAUAUUGCCACGUCAUCCAUCCCAAGCUGUGAGCCUGAAGUCCGGCCCAUUUAAAUCUUCCCAGCUCGAACCUCAUGCCGUUCUCCUCCUCUUCUGUUCCCCUCCAUUCCUCUCACUGCACCGCCAGAAUACUGAUAACAACCCGUCGCCACACUGGCAAUCCAUAUCCUCCGUUAGAUCAUUACACCAACCGCGAGCUACUUUCCCUAAAACCAGUUACCCGCAAGACAACGCACCCAUCUCCGUCUUCCUUCAUUCUUCUUCCUUCUUCCUCAUUUCCAUUCCCCCCCAAUCUUUUCCCCUUUUUUUUCCCUACUUCUCCUUCAUACCAAAAUCCCCCAUUCAGAGAGGGACAGAGAAAGAGAAAGAGAAAGAGCAAGAGAGUGAGAUAGAGCAAUGGGGGAUGUAGGAAAACAAGCGUUGCAGAAGCCACCAGGCUACAGGGACCCGUCGGUACCUGCUGCGGCGAGGCCAGCAACGAAGAAGCCGCAGAUUCCGCCGGCGUUGCGGCAUCCGGGAAAACCUUCCCGGCGGCAUCGGACCGGUCGAUCUUGCUGUUGCCGUCUCUGCUGCUGCAUCUUCCUCCUCAUCAUCGUUCUUAUCUUCCUUCUCACAGCUUUCAUUGGAUUCAGCUAUCUCUGGUUCCAUCCUCACCUCCCCUCAUUCCGCGUCGAGAAUGUGACGGUGCCCGUCUUCAAGAUAACUUCGAAAUCCGACGGCACGUUUCUUGACGCUACAGCGAUUGUUAAGAUCCAGACGGAUAACCCUAAUUCGAAGCUAGGGUUAUCGUGCCGCGCGGCUAACGGGAAGGUGGCGUUGGUUGAUGAUGACGGGGAGGUGGAUUUGGGUACGGGAUCGGCGGCGGGGUUUACGCUGGCGAGAAAGAACUCGACGGCGGUUAGGGUUACGGCGGCGGCAAAGGGGGUGCUUGUGGAUGAUUCGGUGGGGGAGAGGUUGAAGGCGAUGUAUAAGAGCAGGGAAAUUCGAUUUACGGUGGAGAUGAGGAUGAAGGUGGGGUUUGUGAUUAGCGGUAAGUCUACGCCCAAGAUCCCGAUUCGAGUGAAGUGUGCUGCGUUCAGUCUGAAUCAGAUUGGCAGCGGGCGGCCGCUGCCGAAGUGUGAUAUCGAUUUCUUCAAUGCAAUAUUUUGAGCUAAAGCGGAACCUGAAAUGAGGCUUGUAUAGACAUAUAUAUAUUGGAAGAGCUUCUGCACUGUUCUUGGCGUUGUGGCCUCACCUGGAAAGACUGAAAUUCUUUUAUAUUAUAUAAAUAAUAUAUUUAUAUAAUGAUUUUACCCUGCAUAUAUGGGAUCAAAGUGCUCUCUGAAAUCAUUUUAUAUAGCAAUUUUUUGUUCUUAUUUUAUUU